Alligator sinensis (Chinese alligator) is the source of this 471-nucleotide messenger RNA. It is a transcript of the gene HES5, whose product is annotated as hes family bHLH transcription factor 5. Gene Ontology annotation, biological process: regulation of neurogenesis; anterior/posterior pattern specification; regulation of transcription by RNA polymerase II. Gene Ontology annotation, cellular component: nucleus. NCBI's taxonomy places the organism in Eukaryota, Metazoa, Chordata, Crocodylia, Alligatoridae. Gene Ontology annotation, molecular function: protein dimerization activity; DNA-binding transcription factor activity, RNA polymerase II-specific; RNA polymerase II cis-regulatory region sequence-specific DNA binding. Bases 1 to 471 code for a protein of 156 amino acids. The transcript is spliced from 3 exons. The record is from RefSeq and is a predicted model, not a curated record.
AUGGCCCCUAACAUUCUUGCACUGGAAAUCCUAACACCCAAAGAGAAAAACAGACUGAGAAAACCAAUGGUGGAGAAGCUGCGCCGGGAUCGCAUUAACAGCAGCAUCGAGCAGCUGAAAGUCCUGCUGGAGAAGGAGUUCCAGAGACACCAGCCCAACUCCAAGCUGGAGAAAGCCGACAUCCUGGAGAUGACUGUCAGCUACCUGAAAUACAGCCAAACUUUCCCCUCAUCUCAGCAUCUGCAGCAGGAUUACAGUGAAGGGUAUUCCUGGUGCCUCAAAGAGGCUCUUCAGUUCCUGUCUCUCCAUUCAGCCAACAUGGAAACUCAGACAAAACUGCUGCGCCACUUCCAGAGAUCUCAAGUGGCUGCCAAAGACUCAAAUUCUUCUGCAGCCUCCUGUUUCUCCAACCAAGCUCCUGCAAAACAGGCAGUGCUGAAGCCCUCCAGCAGCCUUUGGAGGCCCUGGUAG